UCUACAGUGGACUCCAGUCCAGCCUCCUCCUCCCCCUCCCUCCCUCAUCUCCACUUGAGAAGAAGAACACCUCAGACAAAAAAGGAAAAAAUAUAUCCUUUUAUUUAUCCUUAAUAAAUCAAGAACAGGGAGAGGGAGAUUGGAGAAGGAGGAGGGGGAGGAGGAGCAGCAAUCGGAAGCCGGCGCCAAUAAAUUCUCGCGGAGAGAAAGAUUGGGGGAUAAAUCAUCUGCAUCGGUUUAUUGAUUGCUCAUUAAUCCAGCAUUUCUUUCCACUAUCGCCUUCUUGGAGGAGCAGGCAGGCAGCCAUGGGUCCGAGCUACGACUGCGCCGCCUCCGUGCUGCUCUGCGCGGAGGACAACGCCGCCAUUCUCGGCCUCGACGACGACGACGACUGCUCCUGGGCGGCGGCCGUCACGCCGCCCCGCCACGCCGCCGCCGCCGCCGGCGGCGCCGACGGUUUCUCGAUGGGCUACCCCGUGCAGACCGAUGAUAUCAUCGCGGCGCUCGUCGAGAGGGAGGAGGAGCACAUGCCCAUGGAGGGGUACCCCGAGAUGCUGCGGCGGCGGCUCGCGGGCCUGGAUUUGGCCGCCGUCAGGAGGGACGCCAUCGACUGGAUUUGGAAGGCCAUUGAGCAUUACAAUUUUGCGCCGUUGACUGCAGUCCUGUCUGUCAACUACCUGGAUAGGUUCCUCUCGGUCUAUGAUCUUCCUGAAGGCAUAGCUUGGAUGACACAGCUCUUGGCAGUGGCCUGCUUGUCUCUGGCUUCAAAGAUGGAGGAGACCUAUGUGCCACUCCCAGUGGACCUGCAGGUGGAGGUGGCCGAGGCAAAGUAUUUUGCGGGAAGGACCAUAAAAAGGAUGGAGCUUUUGGUGCUAAGCACCUUAAAGUGGAGGAUGCAAGCUGUUACCGCUUGCUCAUUUAUUGACUACUUCCUCCACAAAUUCAGUGACUGUGGCGCGCUUUCCAUGCUCGCGUUAUCCCGCUCGACUGACCUCAUCUUGAGCACGGCUAAAGGAGCUGAUUUUUUGGUGUUCAGACCAUCAGAGAUUGCUGCAAGUGUUGCACUCGUUGCAUUUGGGGAGCGCAAUAGUUCAGUAGUUGAGAGGGCUACAACUAACUGCAAGUAUAUAAACAAGGAGAGAGUGUUAAGAUGCUACCAAUUGAUCCAAGACAAGAUAACAAUGGGAAGCAUUGUCCUAAAGUCAGCUGGAUCUUCAAUGUUCUCUGUGCCGCAAAGCCCCAUAGGCGUGUUAGAUGCUGCUGCAUGUCUCAGCCAACAGAGUGAUGAUACUGCGGUUGGAUCUCCAGCAGCAUGCUACCAAAGCUCUUCAGCAAGCAAAAGGAGGAGAAUUAGCAGAUGACUGAUCUCAUGUUGUGCUGCGCUCCAGGUGUGUUGCUCGCCGUUUUGGCAUUUUUGUUGUUUCAAACACCUCAAUUUAGUUUGGUCACUCAAGAAUGAUGGCAUGGUCAAGUAGUUGCUGGAAGGAAUAAAAACACCAUAGACAAUACUUGACCCUUAAAAGCAAACAGCUUGCUGCGAGCCUAUCCAUGCAAUCAACAUAUGUAAUGGGCAUGCUGCUGUCAGGGUCCUGGGAUGCUAGUGUAGGCAGAGAAGGAACAAGGAAUUUGGAUGCUGUAGAGAUGAGAGCUCUCUUGUCCUGUUUUGUAUUUCUGUUCCGUAUCAAUUUCCAAUGAACUUUGGGCAAGGGCUGCUUUGAUCAUUGAGGGUGAUGAAUGAAAAGGAUCCGUAAACGGACCGGCAGAGGAACAUAACAGUUUAUAUUGGUUUCCAUGAGUUAUCAAAUUGUCGACAUUAUUUGCUCUUCUA
This is a messenger RNA of Lolium perenne, 1828 nucleotides long. RefSeq names its product cyclin-D3-1. The record is from RefSeq and is a predicted model, not a curated record. Lineage: Eukaryota; Viridiplantae; Streptophyta; Magnoliopsida; Poales; Poaceae.